AUGGCUAACAAAGAUAUGACAUCGGAUCUGCUCGCCAACAUUGACAACAUCGACAAGUCAUCAUUUGCUGACGAUGAUUCUCGACUCGAUGCCCUUCGGAAAGCCGAAGCCCUCGUGCGAAGGCUGGAGAAGCCAUGGGAGAGCACUGUCCGGGUCGUCUGGACGCAGAACGUGAUCAUGAGCGCAAUCCGCAUCGCCGCUGAUCUUAGUCUACUCCAACGUCUCAGCAAAAUGCCGCAGACUCACGCCCAGCUCGCCGAGAAAGUCAACUGCGAAGCUGCGCUUCUCCUUCGCAUUCUUCGCCAACUGACUGUUGGUGGUGUGAUUGAGCAACUAGGCGACGAGGACGCAUGGAUAGAAACAGAGUGGGCGCGAGCAUUGGCGGACCCGGACGGCUUGAUCAACGGCAUCAACUUCUUCUAUGACAUUGAAAUUCACGGUCUCGCGGUGCUGCCUGGCUAUCUUCGUCAAUAG
Molecule: messenger RNA, 474 nt
Organism: Zasmidium cellare ATCC 36951
Lineage: Eukaryota; Fungi; Ascomycota; Dothideomycetes; Mycosphaerellales; Mycosphaerellaceae
Exons: 1
Coding region: 1-474 (157 amino acids)
Molecular function (GO): methyltransferase activity
Source: RefSeq, a predicted model, not a curated record